UUAUGUUCUUGCUAUUACCCAGUAAUGCACCAAAACUUAGCGGUCGCUACUUUACUGAGCGCCAUUUUGAUCGCGAAGUGAAACAUUAAAUGAAAUUUACGAGGUUUCUGUCUGGUAAGACGCUUUUAUAGUGCCAUUUCCUGGCCUUGCCACUGUUCUGCUAUGGUUACAUUUCCGAGUGAAGACUGUAAUAGUUUUGCUGCCAAUCAACUUGGAACACUAAUUGCAUAGCAGAGAUGGCCGACGAUCGAACAGAGGAUCCUACGUUGCUAACUAAGUUGGAAGGGGUAACGAUGUUCGACAAGCCAUCGAGUGAAGUGAUUGGUCCAUCAAAGGUAAAAGAGCUGACAGAAGUAAAGCUGCGAGGCGAGUCAUCGAUAAAAUUCAAGUUUCCAAGAGCGUUAAACAGCACCUUUCUCGGCACACGGACACUGCAUUUAAUUGGUAGGCUUAGGUGUCAUCGGUAUCGAUUUUCCGGACCAAAGCUUGAAGAAAAUACUGCCGAGAUCUCUUUUAUAAGAUAUGGAAAGGAAGUACCUGUGUCUGUGUCUUGGACUAUCGGUGGCGGUGAAACUUGUUUAAAAUUUGAAGACGUAUUACUACUUAAUUUCCAAGAAGUUAUCUCUGCACUGGUUCCAUUGUGCCAAGCAGUGCAACAUAUCAUCAUUGACUUUGAAAUGCUUAUGUUUGGUCGGUAUAUUCCUGCACAUGAGAUCAUUCCAAUGAGAUCAGUCCUCACCGUUUGCAUUAGCGACAUCACGUCCACAUAUUCGAAUGCACCAAUCAUAUCGACUCUCAGUGAUUGCUUUCCAAAUGCAAAGAGUCUUGAGCUAUCUUGUGACAGUAAUGAUUUUAUACACGCUCGAAAAUACCAUUCCGACCCCCCACUGUCUUCCUGGAGACAGGUAAAAUUAAAAUUGUGGAACGGACACUCAAGAGACUUCGUCACUCUCGAGACCAUCUUCCUCUCCCUUUCUUCUGCCUGUCAAAACAUAGAAUCACUCUUCAUCAAAAGCACUAAAGCUUUCCAAUGGGGCAAGUCAAGCACAACCAUCAAAGCAUGUAAAUUACCUUAUCUGACUGAUAUCCAUCUUGAACUUCGUUGGUCUGAAGAGCACUAUGCACUUCAAUUGAUAAAAGACUUGCUAUAUGACGUGCAUCCUGGUUUGAAGUUUGUCAAAGUAAAAAGUGUACAGCUAGGAAACGUAGUAUUGAAGAGUGUUGAAUGGUCCCGAACAUCUUCAGAUUGUGGGUUGCGAAUUGAAGGUGCAACGGCGGCUGUACCCAUAACUGACUUAAUUGAUCUUACAACUAGUGACCUUAAAGAUGUUACUGUUCUUACCCUUGUCAGUUGCAAGACUGAUUUCGGUCCGUCUGAAAGUAAGUCCCUGCAACGCCCGAAGGAACUUGGUACACUGCGGGAAAUCAGGUUCGUUUGUUCAGAAAACCCACUUUCCGAAUCUGACAGGAACAAGCUUUCGGAGUUGUAUCCUAAUGUCAAAGUGACUGAAAAACAGGAGAGUCAGGAAUCAUCUGAAGAAUCUCAGGAGGGUGCAGGGAUACCUUCCAAGUUGGACAAAGCCUCCUCUCAAUCACUCAAGACAUCUGCCAUAGAUGAACUUGCUGAGGAAAAGGUUGAAUUUCAUGAAGAUACAGGCUCAAAGAACCCUGAAGGUGGAGAAGAAGAAACCUCAUGGCAAGAAAAAGAAGAGGAAUUUGACGUCAACCAAGGAAGCCUGCCCCGUGAAUCAGUACCCGAUGAAGGAGAUGUCGAAACCAUCAAGAAGGAAUGCUGCAAGAGAGUUGGAGCUGAUGGGGGCAAACUUCAGCUAGAAUCCUUUGGGAUUUCACUUGAGAUACCUCCUGGUGCAAUUGACAGCAAAGAGCCACAGGAUAUCUCUCUGCGAGUCCUGACCGAUACUCCUAAUCUUGGUGAUACCAAAGAGGAGAUGUCAGUCUGCUUCAGUGUACAGACCUUAGCUCCUAGUGACUUAGUGCUGAGGUCACUGGUGACUUACACAAUACCUCAUUGCGCUGUUGCAACACGGCACUCCAGUUUAGAGGCAGUCCUUUACACAGGAGAGGGGGAAUAUACAUCGGAUGCUGAAGUCAAGGAACGAAUCCUACUUACAAGGUCGGGAAUACCAAACUGUAUCAUCGAGAAAGAUGUUCUAAGACUGCAGAUGGAUCAUUUCUCUUGGUUUAGCUUGGGAUUCAUCAACAGUUUGUUCUUCAGAGGGAAACAAAUGUGUUGUUUGCCAUUUGCCGAGAAGGCACUACCAGUGGAAAGGGUGCCCGUCAUUUUACGUGUACAUCUCUUUGAUGAUAUCCGAGGGAACGAAGAGAUGAUAAUGAGAAAAGAAAAUCGUGUAGGAUUUGAUGUUAUUCAUCCUGCAACAGAACUUCCAAUCAACGUGACAGAAGAGGACGUCACAAUGACCUGUUUCAUUAAAGAUGAUCGUGUUGGAGACGCGAUUGUCGAAUACAACGACUUAUGGAGAGGAGCAGACAGGAUGAGGUCCUUUAGGUUGGACCUGACCAAUCAACCCGAUAGAGCACUUGUGGACUUGAAAGUCGGUCAGAAAGGACAACGACAGGAGGAACUUAUUUGUAUAUUAAGGUUUACAUCUCUCAGCAGAUCGCCUCGCCCUCAUGACCUAGGACAACUAGAAGGUGCUACAGGUCAAACACCACAUCAACAAAUAGAAAAAAGUCUUGAAACAACCGGAAGAGUAGUUACGAAUGGAGAGAUCACAAAGUUAUCUAGGCUUCUACCUGAUGGAGAAUACAGCGAGUUUUGCGAAGAGUUGGGCUUUGAUUAUAACUACACACAAAAGAUAAAGACCAAACAUUUGCAGGACUCGACUGCUGCUUUCAAAGAAGUAUUGCAGGAAUGGAAAAAUAGAGGUGGAUUAAUGGUGAAUCUUGAUACAGCUCUAAAGAACUCAGACCUUGGAGGACUCAUAUGUGAAUAUAAGAAAUGA
Molecule: messenger RNA, 2984 nt
Organism: Lytechinus pictus (painted urchin)
Lineage: Eukaryota; Metazoa; Echinodermata; Echinoidea; Temnopleuroida; Toxopneustidae
Exons: 13
Coding region: 237-2984 (915 amino acids)
Biological process (GO): netrin-activated signaling pathway
Cellular component (GO): membrane
Molecular function (GO): netrin receptor activity; protein binding
Source: RefSeq, a predicted model, not a curated record